AUGACCAUUCUCUUUUUCUUUAAAAUUUCUUUUUUUUCUCUUGAAUUCUUUUUUCUUUCUUUCUUUUUUUCUCCCACAAAAUAUUUUCUUUUUCUUUCUUUCUUUUCUUUCUUCAUAUUCUUUUUUUCUUUCUUUCUUUCUCUUGAAUAUUUUUUCUUUCUUUCUCUUCAUAUUAUUUUUUCUUUCUUUAUAUAUAUUUAUAUAUUUUCUUUUCUUCUUUUUCUUUUUCUUUUUCUUUCUUUCUUUCUUUCUCUUCAUAUUCUUUUUCUUUCUUUCUUUCUUUCUCUUCAUAUUCUUUUUCUUUCUUUCUUUCUUUCUCUUCAUAUUCUUUUUCUUUCUUUUUUUUUCUUUCUUUUCUUUCUUUCUCUUCAUAUUCUUUUUCUUUCUUUCUUUCUUUUCUUACAGCCCAUUUGUUUUUUUCAGAGAAUUUUUUUUCCUUUCUUUUCUUUCUUUUUUUUUUUUCCAUAUUAUUUUUCUUCCUGGGUUUUGUUUCAUUUCUUUAGAGAGGAAAAGGAAUUUUUUUUGUUUCUUUAUUACAACCUUUCUUCAUCUUGUUUUUGCCGAUUUGAGAUGAAUAUUUCGAUUACUCACCUAUACGUCGAUUAUUGA
Molecule: messenger RNA, 609 nt
Organism: Acanthosepion pharaonis
Lineage: Eukaryota; Metazoa; Mollusca; Cephalopoda; Sepiida; Sepiidae
Source: the annotation of a GenBank genome assembly